GGCGGCGGAGCGGCCAUGCCGUGGUUGAGCGGCGGGCGGCGGCGGCGGCAGCAGCAGCAAGCGGCGGCGGGACAGGGCGGCGGGCCGGCGGCGGGCGGACAGCGGGGCCGGGAGAGCUCGGAGCUGCCGCUGCCCGCCGGCUGGGAGGAAGCGAGGGACUUUGACGGGCGAGUCUUUUACAUCGACCACAACACCCGGCAGACCUCGUGGAUCGACCCCCGGGACAGGAUUACAAAGCCAUUGACGUUUGCUGACUGUGUUGGUGAUGAGCUUCCUCUAGGAUGGGAAACUGUUUAUGAUCAACAGAUUGGAGUUUAUUAUAUGGACCACAUAAAUCAGCUCACACAAAUUGAGGACCCAAGGGAACAAUGGAGAAGGGAGCAAGAACGCAUGCUAAAGGAAUAUUUAAUAGUUGCCCAGGAGGCACUCAAUGCCAAGAAGGAGAUUUACCAAAUAAAGCAGCAACGUUUUGAACUAGCCCAAGAAGAAUAUCAACAAUUGCACAAAAUGUGUGAGGAUGACAGCCGUUCCUAUGCCAGCUCAUUCUCUGGAUUUUCAGCUAAUACCAAGUAUGACCCAUAUCAGAUUAAAGCAGAAAUAGCCAGCCGUCGUGACAGACUCUCUAGGCUGAAACGAGAAUUGGCACAGAUGAAGCAGGAGUUGCAGUAUAAAGAAAAAGGAGUGGAAACUCUACAAGAGAUUGAUCGUAAAAUGUCGAAUGCUCAUACAAAUUACAGACUGGAUGAAGCACAAGCUAUAAUGAGUGAACUUCGAACCAUAAAGAAAGCUAUAAGCACAGGUGAAAAAGAAAGGCAGGACCUUAUGCAGAGCCUGGCCAAAUUAACAGAUGGAUUCAGGAAUAGCUGUUGCAUUACAGAUUCCCUGCAGGAUCUCCAGCACAAUUCUGGUUCACUCAGUGACUCCUGUUUACCUCAAAAACACUGCGAUGCUUGUUCUCAGACUGACAUCACUGGAGAGUUUGGGUUUGAUGACAAAACAAGACUUGUAGACAAAGUAAGGCUGAACUGGCAAUAUGAAGAGGCAAAGAAAAGAGUUUCGAAUAUACAACAGCAGCUGGCCUUGUUGGAUAAUGAAUCCUGGCCAGGAAUGGCUGAAGCGGACAGGGACCGUCUUCAGCUCAUCAAAGAGAAGGAGGCUCUUCUUCAGGAGUUGCAGCUCAUCAGUCAGCAGAGACGAUCCCCAGAAGACAUUGCACGUUUGGAGGAAGAAAAAAGACGCUUGGAGGAUGAAAUUCAGCGAGCUCGAGCGACGUCUGCUCAUGGGGCCACUGAAAGGAUACUGUUACAGGAGAAGAGAAAUUGUUUGCUUAUGCAACUAGAAGAAGCUACACGUUUAACCUCAUAUUUACACUCCCAGUUAAAAAGUCUGUCAGCUAGCACCCUCACCAUGUCCUCGGGCAGCAGCAGGGGAUCCCUGGCCUCCAGUCGAGGAUCCUUGGCCUCCAGCAGAGGCUCCCUCAGCUCAGUCAGCUUCACGGACAUCUAUGGCCUUCCCCAGUAUGACAAAUCAGACAGCGUUACAGACUACGGGCAGCAUUUGCGCUUUGACAUCAUUCCCUUUGAGUCUCUCACAAAGGAUGUGCCAUAUGCUGAUGCCAUUGGGCACUCGAAUUUCAAUAAGCAGCGGAGGUCUCUGGAUACCCCACAGUCCCUGGCAUCCCUGUCAUCACGGUCCUCCUUGUCAUCGUUGUCCCCUCCAAGCUCACCACUGGACACCCCGUUUCUCUCUGCAUCACGAGAUUCUCCUUUGGCUCAGAUGUCAGAAGGUUUUGAGGAGAUGGCAGGAAUAGGAGCCCUGGAAAUGCUCAGGGCUCAGACCACAGCCUUGGGUGAGGAUGAUGCACAAGGCUUGAGCUCAUCUCAGACAUCUGCUUACCCUCUGGACAACGAAGGGCUACGAGAAAUGGGACCACACCUGACUGCUCUCCAAACUGGUGGAGCUGUAACUCUGCGAGGAGACAGUGGUAGAAGAUCGGAGAGGAGAGCCAGGCGAGUUUCAGCAUGUCUCUCAGAUCAUUCACUGGCUAGUGACAGUGGCGUGUUUGAAGCUUUAAGCAAAAGGAAUGAAGAUCUGGAAGAACCUGUUUAUGGUGAUGUUGCCAGUAAUGAAGAACCACAAAUACAUGUUGGAUUUCUGCAUGACAAUGGAAGCGAAUGUCUGCUGGUCCAUGUAUUACAGCUGAAAAACUUUACUAGUCUAGUUGUUAAGGAAAACUGCAAAAUUCAUGUGAGAGUUUAUUUGCCACCGCUUGAGUCAGGCACACCAACCACUUACUGCUCAAGAGCUUUGGAAUUCCAAACUCCGUUAAUAUUUAAUGAAGUGUUCCAAAUCCCUGUGCACUCAAGUGUUUUGAAAUUAAAAUCACUGCAGCUGUAUAUCUGUUCAGUUGAUCAUCAGAAACAAGAGGAACUAUUGGGCAUUGCUCAGAUAAACCUGACUGAUGCAGAGAGUUCUGGUGAGAUGCAGCUUCACUGGUAUCCUGUUCAGAUCUUCACUGGUUCAGAGCCCCAGAGAGCAAAGACCAAAAACCAGUGUGAAGACAGUAUUCCUCAGUCUUCUGGAAAUGUAACUACAGUUAAAACAGAUGCAGUGACAGCCCUGUUAGCUAGAACCACUGCCCAGCUGGAAGCAGUUGAGAGAGAGCUGGCAGAAGAGAGAGUGAAACUGGAGUACACAGAGGAGGAAAUCUUGGAGAUGGAAAGAAAGGAAGAUCAGGCGGAAGCCAUAUCAGAAAGGAGUUGGCAAGCAGAAUCUGUUGACAGUGGAUGCAGUAAUUGCACCCAGACUAGUCCUCCUUAUCCAGAGCCAUUUUGUGGGGAUCCAUUAGCUGGACACAUGUUUGCAGCUCAAGCAGGCCAGUACGGUUCUGGAAAAAUGCAGCCUCCACCACUAAAGGUGGAUAAGGAAACCAACACUGAGGAUCUGUUUCCUGAAGAAGUUGCUAUUCUUCCAAAAGAGAGAACCAGCCGCAGGCCACGGGGUUCUGCUUUUGUUCGCAGUAGCACAAUUGUUCGUUCCCAGACCUUUUCACCUGGAGCACGAAGUCAGUAUGUUUGCAGACUGUAUCGCAGUGACAGUGACAGUUCAACCCUGCCAAGGAAAUCCCCUUUUGUCCGGAAUACCUUGGAGAGACGGACUCUCCGGUAUAAACAGUCCUGCAGAUCAUCUUUGGCUGAACUUAUGGCAAGGACAUCCUUAGACCUGGAGCUGGAUCUCCAGGCAUCCAGAACUCGACAGAGACAGCUGAAUGAGGAGAUAUGUGUUUUAAGGGAGUUGAGACAGCGUCUGGAAGAUGCCCAGCUCAGAGGGCAGACAGAUUUACCCCACUGGGUUGUUCGGGAUGAGAGAUUCCGAAACUUGUUGAAGGAAGCAGAAAGGCAGACCAGACAGACCAAAUUUGAACAUCACCAAGAGCAAGCAGCUGAAAAGAUGCUAAAGAAAGCAUCAAAAGAAAUAUACCAGUUGCGUGGGCAAAAUCAGAAAGAACCUAUUCAGGUGCAGACUUUUAGAGAGAAGAUAGCAUUUUUUACAAGACCAAGGAUUAACAUACCUCCUCUGCCAGCUGAUGAUGUAUGACAUGUUGCAUUGUAAACAUGAAGUAUUUAUCGCUUUUAUUUUAAUGAAGUUCUUAGAUUAGACAAGUUUCUUUAAAAAAAAUUGUGCAAAAGCUAAUAUACACGUUUUGUAAAAAAUUAAAAAAGUUAAAAAAAGUAAACAUAAACAAAAACAUAUAUAUAAAUAUAUAUACAUAUAUAUUUUAUAAUAGUGACUACAACAAGGCUUGGUUUUUCCUUGUUGUGAAACUGACAUCUCUGAAGACAACUUAUUUUAUAAAAGAUCGACUAUCCUGUUAAGAGCGUGUACAGUUUUUAUGCUGUUUUAU
Molecule: messenger RNA, 3904 nt
Organism: Cinclus cinclus
Lineage: Eukaryota; Metazoa; Chordata; Aves; Passeriformes; Cinclidae
Gene: WWC3
Product: WWC family member 3
Exons: 23
Coding region: 16-3597 (1193 amino acids)
Biological process (GO): negative regulation of organ growth; cell migration; regulation of hippo signaling
Cellular component (GO): cytoplasm
Molecular function (GO): kinase binding; molecular adaptor activity
Source: RefSeq, a predicted model, not a curated record